Messenger RNA from Penicillium vulpinum, 4218 nucleotides. RefSeq lists its product as uncharacterized. The transcript is spliced from 7 exons. Lineage: Eukaryota; Fungi; Ascomycota; Eurotiomycetes; Eurotiales; Aspergillaceae. The record is from RefSeq and is a predicted model, not a curated record. Gene Ontology annotation, cellular component: membrane. The coding region runs from base 1 to 4218 and encodes 1405 amino acids. Gene Ontology annotation, molecular function: ATP binding; ABC-type transporter activity; ATP hydrolysis activity. Gene Ontology annotation, biological process: transmembrane transport.
AUGGAGGAGGACCAAGUAACAGAGAACUUGCAUCAGGACUCCGAGGGGAGUGGUGCGGCGACGCCCACCGACACCGAGGUGAUCAGGGGAAAGGAAGAUGCUGGUCUGCACGAAAAACAGUUGUCGGACUCAUCCGGUACUGCAGCUAUCGAGCCGAUUGCCGUGAGCGUGAAACGAUUUCUAUCUCUCCGCAAUGGCGAUGACCAAGACCUUCAAUCUGCAAGGAUUGUGAUGGAAAAUGUAACAGUUGAAGGCAGUGGCACAGGUGCCCUUCCGGCCCCGAGCGUGUUGACAGACGCGAAAUCUGGCUUCGGAUUGCUUGAGCCGAUACAAAGUAGAAUGCAUCGCCCGUCCUCGCGACCUAUUCUUCGGGAUUUCUCCGCUGCCAUCCAACCAGGGGAGAUGGUUUUGGUGAUUGGAAAGCCUGGCAGUGGUUGUACCACCUUCUUGAAAACCUUGGCUGGUAUGUGGAGUGAAUAUAAGGGCGUCCAAGGUGACUUGACUUUUGGAGGAGAGUCCAUGAAGUCCGUCAUCGAGAACCAUUCGCAGGAUGUUGUAUUUUGCGGCGAGUCCGAUGAUCACUUCCCGACCUUGACCGUUUCUGAGACGCUGCGAUUCGCACUUAGGGCACGCUGUGGACCCAAACCAUCAGCAUCAGAGAUCGACGAGAGAGUCCGCUAUCUGGCCCAGCUGGUCGGACUCAGUAGGGUGCUGAACACUAAGGUUGGAGACGCCUUUGUUCGAGGAGUGAGUGGAGGCGAGAGACGACGUGUCUCGUUAGCUGAGGCGCUAGCAACAUGUGCACGUCUUAUUUGCUUAGAUAACCCGACAAACGGCUUGGACUCCUCGACGGCCCUUGAAUUUAUAGAGAUGAUGCGGGAGUGGACACUGCAGAGUCAGUGUGUCACUGCCAUGAGUGUUUACCAAGGCAGUGAUGCUAUUGUUCCAUACUUUGACAAGGUUGUUGUCAUCAAUGCUGGACGCCAAAUCUUCUACGGAACCAUUCCAGACGCCAAAGCCUACUUCCUUGGUCUGGGCUUUGAAUGUUCAUCUGCCACUACCACCACAGACUUUUUGAACUCUAUGUCUGCCGAUCCCGGAGUCCGUCGUGUACACGAAGCCUACCGAGAUCAAGCGCCUCGCACACCAGAUGAGUUCCAGAAUGAAUUCCGACGCACCGUUCACUUUGAAGAGCUCCAGGCUGCCGUACAGAGGGCAAAGUCUCUUCCCACCUUGGUCCGCCCAACCAAGUCUGGCCAAUAUGCUUUACCACUUUAUCAACAAAUCGCGUACUGUACUACGCGUCAGGUGCGCAUUAUCCAGCACAACUAUAGCGCCUUGCUUGUGGAAGCCAUAUGUAUUGUUGUCCAGAGCUUGAUUUUAGGCACAUUGUUCCGAAACCAGCAGCGAGCCACGGGAUCUCUGUUCAUCUUCGGAUCUGCCCUCUUCUACUCGGUCCUUGUUCCAGCUCUGCAAGCUAUGGCAGAGUUUCGCAGUACUUUCGCCCAGCGGCCACUUAUUCUCAAGCACAAGCGAUACCGGCUAUACCGACCCAUGGCCUAUGGCUUCGGAUUGAUUAUGACAGAUAUCGUCUGGAAAAUCCUCGUCAUUUUCUGGAACAUUCCUUUGUAUUUCUUGACAGGUUUCCAAAUGAACGCUGCGAACUUCUUUACCUGGUUCGUUGUGGUAUAUAUCGAGCAUUUGGCCUUAUCCAUGUUUUUCCGCUCGGUUGCAGUGUUCUCGUCUAACAUGUACCGUGCUGUCCUUCCCGUCGGAAUUUUCUUCAAUAUGUAUGUUCUGUACACAGGCCUUUAUGUGCCACCACCUCAGAUGCAGGUAUGGCUAGGCUGGCUGAGAUACCUGAAUCCACUUCACUACGGUUUCGAAUCUGUCAUGAUCAACGAGUUUGCCGGUUUGACCUACGAAUGUAGCGCAGCAGACAUAGUCCCAAAUGGGCCUGGAUACACCGAUAUUGCUAACCAGGUAUGCGCUGUGGUAGGCUCUGAGCCUGGCCAGCGACUUCUUGACGGAAUGGCAUAUAUCAAUGCACAAUAUGGCUUUGAAAAGGGCAAUCUCUGGCGAAACCUGGGAAUCAACGCAGCAUUCUUUAUCGUUUUUGCCUUGGCUUCAGCCCUUGGUAUGGAACGCUUGAAGCAACCGGCAGGCCGUCUGGCAACUGUAUUUUAUCGUGGUUUGAAUUCCAAUCCAUCUCCUUCCCUCCCAGGGUCAAAGUCGUCCGAUCAGGAAAGCGGGGCCGUGGAUCUGGAUGCUCCUCCAGUGCAGGGCGAGGAAGGUACAACUGGCGAACGCAGUGUCACUAUCGAAUAUCAGUCUCGCAGCUUGACCUGGACGGAACUCAAUUUUGACGUCAAGACCAAAGACGGCCAGAAACGCCUGUUGACAAACCUGAAUGGAUCCGUAUAUAGCGGCCAGAUGAAAGCGUUGAUGGGCGUGUCUGGCGCUGGUAAGACCACCUUGUUGAAUGCCCUAGCCGGCCGAUCAAAGAACGGAACUUUGUCGGGGACACUGGCGCUGAACGGGCAGCUCCUCCCUAAGUCGUUUAAUCGCCACAUGGGCUAUGUGCAACAGCAGGAUAUCCACCUGCCCACACAAAGUGUACGAGAGGCAUUGCAGAUGACCGCCCGACUUCGUCGACCACAAGACGUGUCCCUCAAAGAGAAGGACGCCUAUGUUGAAGAGGUCAUCCGAUCCUUGGACAUGGAAUCAAUUGCCAACGCCUUGGUCGGAACCCCGGGGGCUGGCCUUAACUUGGAACAGCGUAAAAAGGUCAGCAUUGGCGUGGAGAUGGCUGCCAAGCCGGAUAUUCUCUUCUUAGACGAACCUACUUCCGGCCUCGAUGGCCAAUCAGCUUACUCCAUUGUUCGACUCCUGAGAAGACUUGCAGAUUCUGGACAGGCGAUCUUAUGUACCAUCCACCAACCGGCUGCAGAACUAAUUUCAACAUUUGACGAACUCUAUUUGUUGGCACGCGGUGGACAAGUGGUCUAUGAUGGCCCCUUGGGAGUGGACUGUCAACAGGCUAUCGCUCACUUUGCCCCUUAUGCUCGGCCGUGCCGUGAAAGGGAAAACCCUGCCGAGUACUUCUUAGAAGUGAUUGGCGCUGGUACCCGGCAGGAUGUUCAGACAGACUGGGUGGAGAUCUGGAAGCAAAGCCGUGAUCAAACUUCAGGCAACCACAAUGCCCUUGCAUCUUCCGAGGUUAGCGGCCCACUUAGUGGUGGAGUCCAUUCCUCGCUGCCGCUUCAUGCCGCUCCGUUCUAUUACCAGAUGCUCGUAUUGCUUAAGCGGACAUGGCUGUACUACUGGCGGGCGCCAGACUAUGCUAGAGCCAAGCUGUGGUUAAAUGCCGCUAACGCUUUGCUCAAUGGAAUGACGUAUCUUAACUCGCCUCUGACGCAGCGAGGUGCAUACAACCGUGUCUUUUCAGCAUUCAUGUCUAUGAUUGUCGGCCCGCCGUUGGGAUUGCAGGUGCAGCCACGGUUUGUGACCUUGCGAAACAUUUUCGAGCACCGCGAACGUGAGAGUGGGACCUAUCACUGGCUAGCGUUCAGUCUUUCCGCCAUUCUCGUCGAAUUGCCAUAUGCCUUCAUGACCUCACUUGCAUACUGGCUGUUGUGGUACUUCCCUGUGGGUUACUUCCGAGAUUCUAACCAUGCAGGAUACAGUUUCUUGAUGUAUCAGCUCUUCUCCGUAUUCGCUACCAGCUUGGCCCAACUCUGUGCGUCAUCAAUGCCUACCGUUGAAGCCGCACUAUCCGCCAAUGGCUUCUUCUUCAUGUUCUGCAAUACCUUCGCUGGCACUUUAUCCCCCGCACCGGUAACGCCGGCGGGAUGGCGCUGGUACUACAAGGUGUCACCCCUCUUUUACAUGAACGAAGGUGUCGUGGUGGAUGUCCUGCAUGAUCUGCCCCUCCAUUGUAAAGACUCGGAGGUGUCUAUCUUCCAACCUCCCGGAAGCACAACGUGUUAUCAAUAUGCGGCAUCUUUCCUCCAGGACGCUACAGGAUUCCUAGUCAACCCAAACAGCACCACCGAUUGCGAGUAUUGUCCAUACAAGAACGGCCAAGCUUAUUACACAAAAUAUGACUAUAGCUAUAGUCACCGCGGCCGGAAUGUUGGCGUCUUCAUCGGCUUUAUUGCCUUCAAUUUCACCAUGGUAUUGGUCAUCACUUAUCUGACCCGGGUGCGUCGUCGCUGA